GCAGCGGACGAACGAGAAACGUCAAUAUUUUUACCAUACCUAAAGUGCCAACAAACCGAAGAAGAGAUGGCUUUUGGGCUGUACUCGUUGAUAGAAGCGAUAAUAUUAUGCUUGAAUGCUGUUUGUGUCCUUCACGAAGAAAGGUUCUUAUCGAAAAUUGGCUGGGGUGCGGACCAGAGAGGCUUUGGUGAACAACCAGGCAUGAAAACACAAGUGAUGAACUUAAUACGCUCAAUACGAACAGUUAUGAGAAUCCCGUUAAUUGGCAUUAAUGUUAUUGUGAUAGGCUUCAUGCUUGUUCUUGGAUGACGAAAGAAGACAUUUAAUGAAGUCCAUAUUACUAUGAACUUUUUUGUGACAGUGGAGAAAAAUUUGGGAUUUGUGCAAGGUUGUUUUUGUCAAUGAAGUAUUUCGACAUGUCGUGUAUAGUAAGGACCAGAAAGUAUACAUUGUUCAGUAUUGAAAUAGGAUUGGUAUAUUUAUACCUUAGGUAUCAACAUUAAUUCGCUUGUACACGGUAACAGUAAGAGGUUGGGUUUUCACACUUGUAUACGUGAAGGCUCUCAAAUGAGUCUCUAGAUAUAGAUGUAUGGAUGCAAUUUUAGCGUUUUUAGAUAUGUACUAGCUCAGGUGUUUAACAUGAAGGAUUGUCUAUAUUAUGGUGAAAAUUGACAAAAUUCAUCUACACAUUCAUUACCUUGACUGUUACAGCCAUCAUAAAUCUAAGGGUCACUUGUUUGAAGCCUUUCAAAGACUUAGGUGUCAAAAUGUUAAAAAUACUUAUUGCUUAAAUGUGUCUUUUAGGAGAGUCUUGUUAGUACAUUGUAUGUUUUUUUGUAUUUUUGUGUGAUAUAAUUUAUAAUUUGAUACAUUACCAGUAAUGCAGUUGAAUGGCGUGUUUCUUGUUUAGACAAAUACUGAUUUCAAAACGUAUGUUGUCCCAUUUGUGUAAUGAAUUAUUUGUAACAUAACUUUACAGAAUGUUUUGUAUGCUCUUUUGUGUGUACGUCGAUGGAAAUGUGGAAGUUGGCAUAUUACAGAAAUAGUUAUCUUUGACAAACUUCAUCUGAGCUUUAAUGUUAUAUGUAUAGUAUCAUCACAUGUUUGACAUCUUGGGAGUGAAACAACACCAUCAUAUUAAUUUGGUAUAGCACCAGCUAGUGUAAUAUCAUUUUUACGUUGACGUUGUUUUAGGUAUCAAGAGAUUGAUCAAAUUGACUUCAUAGAUGAUGUUAAGGAAAGAAGAAAUUUUGAUGGCUAACACCAGAUGAAAAGAAUAUUACUUUUGUGUAUUUUCAAUUCAGAUUCAAUUAAAAUUCUUUGAAUAAUAUAAAAGACAAAAUGCUAGGAAGAGUGUCGCAUUUUAUUUUUUAAGCUUGUAGGAUAGGAAAAGCUACUCUGGUAAUAUCCUCUGUAUCGCCGAGCACACACGAACGCACUGAUGUCAGAAUCAAUAAGGACAGUAAGAAUAUUUUUAAAACUUUGGGCAUUUUGAACGUAAAGCCCGACGUCACUACUUCCGUUUAAUCAGUGCGAGUUUAGUAGUGAAAGCGCUACCGUAGUUUACAUAAUGAAUUUUGAGACAACUUAUAUGCACUUUUAGCUUUAAAUGUUGACGAGUAGGUGCCUCAUUUAUUAUAAGUUAUCAAACUAGGGUACUCUCUUCUGUGUUAACUAUCUUUUGAAUAUAUUUAUAUAUGUACGAAGACAAUUUUUUACUAAUAAAAUGUCCUGUCUGCAUAUUAUUUUCCCUACCUUUAAAGUGUAUGUUUAUUGUAUGUGAAACUGUAAUUUGCUUGCAAAAAUAAUUUUGUUUAGAGAUCUUGUAGCAAAUGGUUACACCCAAAAGCUAUAAUGUAUAGUUACAUUCUUUCUCGAUGUAAUUUUCAUGCGUCUUGCUUCUACCAUGUAUAUGAAUGAAAUAAACUCAUAAUUGCAUA
This is a messenger RNA of Mercenaria mercenaria, 1940 nucleotides long. RefSeq names its product immediate early response 3-interacting protein 1-like. The transcript has 3 exons. The record is from RefSeq and is a predicted model, not a curated record. Bases 67 to 309 code for a protein of 80 amino acids. NCBI's taxonomy places the organism in Eukaryota, Metazoa, Mollusca, Bivalvia, Venerida, Veneridae. Gene Ontology annotation, biological process: endoplasmic reticulum to Golgi vesicle-mediated transport. Gene Ontology annotation, cellular component: COPII-coated ER to Golgi transport vesicle; endoplasmic reticulum membrane; Golgi membrane.